Phragmites australis (common reed) is the source of this 1537-nucleotide messenger RNA. Its product is annotated as receptor homology region, transmembrane domain- and RING domain-containing protein 1-like. The record is from RefSeq and is a predicted model, not a curated record. Bases 266 to 1339 code for a protein of 357 amino acids. Lineage: Eukaryota; Viridiplantae; Streptophyta; Magnoliopsida; Poales; Poaceae. Gene Ontology annotation, biological process: protein ubiquitination. The transcript is spliced from 2 exons.
UGAUGCCAACAAAUACUGCAGGUGCUUACCACCUGACAAAAAAUUCAGUCGCAGACUAGCCCUUAGGAGCUUCUAGAACAACCAUCACUCCAGUUUCUAGUGCUGACAAGAGAUGAAACAUGAGAGAGAAUGCCAUACGUGCCGAUCAUCUUCACAUGCAUGCGUUCGCUGCUGAUUAACCACCACCAUCACCAUUUUCGUUUCACCUUCUCUUAUAUAUAUAUACCCACCACUCCAACAUCAACACUUGCAUCUCCCAUCAACCAUGUCGUCCACCUUGGCACUAGCCAUCACCUUGGCUCUCGCCGCCAUUGUCGCCGCGGCGGAUGAGCCGUCCACCGCGAACCUUACCCUCCACAACCUCUGCCCCUUCCCGGUCUGGCCGCUCGUCACGGCCAACGCUGGCCUCCCUUCCGUCCCCGUCGGCGACGACGGCGAGCCCGUGGGACGCCUCGACGGCAGCGGCGAGGGCCUGGCGACCCUCGCGUUCCCGCCCGGCGCGUGGUCCGGCCGCGUGGUGGCGCGCACCGGCUGCGCCGAGGACGUGGUCGACGCGUCGCCCGUCCGGUGCGAGACCGGGGACGCGCCGCCGGUGACGGUGGCGCAGGUGAGCGUGGGCGGGCCGGGCGGGCUGGCGGCGUACAGCGUGAGCUUGGUGGACGGGUUCAACGUGGCCGUGGUGAUCACGCCGCACGGGUUCGCGGAGGGCCGGCAGUGCCCGACCCUGGGCUGCGCCGUGGACCUCGGCGCGGUGUGCCCCGGAGACGCCAGGGCGCCGGGGGGCGGGUGCGGGGCCGGGGCGACGGCGGCGGGGGUGUUCAAGGAGAGCGCAUCGACGUACCGGACGCCGGUGUUCAUCGGCCUCCUGGCCGUCAUGUGCUUUGCCGUGGUGCUCCUGAUGCACCACUGCGUCCUCGUCACCUGCUGCCACGCCGCCGAUAGGAGGCGCCGCCGCAACCACCACCGAGGCGCCGCCACGGCGGGCGGCGCGCGGCAGCAGCAGGAGGAGGAGAGCUACAGCGUGGAGCUGAGCUCGUCGUCACGGGUGCACCUAGUGCAGUCGGCGGCGGUGGUGUGCCCCUACCGGAAGGAGGAGGCGUGGAGCGAGUCGACGUGCCCCGUGUGUCUGGCGGACUUCGCCGACGGCGAGGCGGUGCGCGUGCUCCCCGAGUGCAUGCACUACUUCCACGCCGACUGCAUCGACACCUGGCUGCGGGGGAGCACCAGCUGCCCGAUGUGCCGCGCCGAGACCACGCCGACGCCCACCCCCACCCCCGGGUCGCUGCACCACCAGCUCUCGCUCUCCGUCUCCCUCGAAGAGAUCCUCGUGCGCACGUAGCAGCGCCUCCCCUCCCUGGAUUGGAGUACCGACGGCGUACCUUGUGUUAGAGGCUUAGAGCAACCAUGCCGGGCUCGCCGGAGACGAUGGCCGGCGGGGAAGAACAGGGGAAGCUGACUAGGAGGAAGCAGAGUGUUGCUCUGUUUCGUUUUCAGGGGAAGAAGAGUAGAGCAAAGCAGAGCGUUGGUUUGAUCCAUU